AUGCCGUCCGCCGCCCUCGAGUCAAAACCGAGCUCUGCUCAAAGCUCAAAACCCUCGUCCAUCAAGUCGUCGCACGAGGGAAAGAGAUCGCCUACUCUGCUCUCCCAGAAUGGGUCUGAGAAGCUCUCUCCUUCCCCAAGCGAGACCCAGCUGAAGCCUCCCUCUGAGAAGUCCUCGGUCAAGGAUCGCCUUUCUCGCAUGUUUUCAACAAAGGACGUCACAAAGGUCCACGUCAAUGGCGAUGUCACACCUCGAUCUCGCGGCCCGUCAAUUAGCGGCGCUUCUUCUCCCGCCCCGCCAAAAGAAUCAAUAGAAAAGCCCUCCGAGAAGCUCCCCGCCGCAAAACCCAAAGAAGCCACCAAAGCCAAAGAAUCAGUCAAGCCCAAGGACUCAAACCGCUUCACUGGUCGCCGCGACGAAGAGGGCUAUGGCCCCAUCGAGUCCUUACAUAGGGCUCGUUGUCGAAAUGUCAUCUACUCCGUUUUGGAUCCCCAUCCCACCCGUCGUCUUACAGCCGCUCAGGUUCUCAAGUCUGAGUGGGUUCGUGAGAUUAAACUUUGCAAGGCCGGCGAAGAAGGUCUCUAA
Trichoderma gamsii is the source of this 585-nucleotide messenger RNA. Its product is annotated as HAL protein kinase. The transcript is spliced from 3 exons. The coding region runs from base 1 to 585 and encodes 194 amino acids. The record is from RefSeq and is a predicted model, not a curated record. Lineage: Eukaryota; Fungi; Ascomycota; Sordariomycetes; Hypocreales; Hypocreaceae.